CUUUUUAGACCGUUAAAUACUAUUGGUAAUCAUAAUAUUCUAUCAUUUUUACUGUAUGUUAUUCAACGCAGUCAAUAUUAUUACCUAUUUGAUACUAGUGAUAUACAAACAUGGUCAACUAUAGGUAUAUGUUAGUAUUUUUGUUUUAUUUUUAUUUUAUUACUGGUACAGUGUCUGGUAGGAAUACAAAUUUUGAUGACACAACAUAUUUAGAAUGUUUAAACAAUAUGGUUUCAAGCGGAUUGAUGACUCGAUCAGUAAAUCAAAAAUAUGAAAAUGUUAAUGAUUACAAAGAUCUUGUUGAAAGCAGAGAUGAAAGUAAACUUCAUGGAUUUGCCAAAGACUAUAUACACGCAUACAACAAUCAAGGAAUAUUAAUAAGCAGUUAUACAACUCCAAAUUACUAUUGUUGGGAAAAAGGUAUGGAAGGAACAGAGAUUAACGACAUCCAUAAUUCUUCCUGGUUUACUUGUUUUGUGUAGUAGUAUAAGUGUUUUUAUUUUAUUUUUUUAUUGUUUAUUUAUUCCCAUUAUAAUAAUUGUUUAAAUAUUUACGAAAUAUACUAAAUAUUCUUAUUAUAUAAA
This is a messenger RNA of Rhopalosiphum padi (bird cherry-oat aphid), 584 nucleotides long. RefSeq lists its product as uncharacterized. Bases 111 to 482 code for a protein of 123 amino acids. The record is from RefSeq and is a predicted model, not a curated record. NCBI's taxonomy places the organism in Eukaryota, Metazoa, Arthropoda, Insecta, Hemiptera, Aphididae. The transcript has 7 exons.